AAGCUUCUGGGGUCGGCUCAGCUCUCGAAGUCUCCCAUGCCCAAAGCUGGCUUGGAGCCAUCCCGAUCUCUACAGCUUGGAGCUGUUGGCUUGAUUUUUGUACUCGUUCUGCUGGUGCAGCGCGUGCUUGCGCUGCAACGUGCCUGCGCUGAGCUUGGGCAGGCUUUGGAGCUCUUGGCAAAGGUCUUGCGCGAACGGCCCAUGCUUGCUCCUGAUGCAGGUUUGGAAAGCUUGGCCUUUUCGAGUUCGCUGUAUGAGGACACUUUCAGCCGAGUUUCCCGAAGCCUCAAGGGCCGUCCGAAGCUUGGUUCACUAGAUGGUUUACACUAUGGCGGCUAUGACAGCUUUGGUGAUGCCUACGACAGCUACAGUCUCGAUAGCUUUUACUGGAAGGAGCGCCUUGCUCAGGACUUGGAGCACAGGCGUCGCUUUGGCGACUUCUACCACCGUCCCACUCGCUUUCAUGACGAUCUUCCAGGCCUUGGCCACGAUUGGUACUCAGGUGACUUUGAUCGAAGCCCCUGGACAGGCGCAAGCUAUGGCUUAGACGACUGGACUGGCAUGCCAGUGGUGCGUGUCCGUGGUUCAGUGAUGCGGCGUGCGGCAAAUCAAAGCAAUGCAUUUGAGGAGGCACUCUCAUCCCAGUCUCGUUUUCCAGAGGGAGGAGGUGCAUCCUCGAGGCCUUCCAGGCCGUCACGGACGUCACCGGAAAUACCACGAAUUCUUCAUCAAACUUGGAAGACGGACCAGGUUCCUGCAAAGUUCCGCAACCAUCUACAGUCUUGGCGCCGGCUUCAUCCAGGUUGGCGCUUCGAGUUCUGGGACGACCAAACGAGUCGGAGACUUAUGGCAGAGAAGUAUCCAAAGCAUCUGCGUCAAUACGACAGAAUGUCUGGGAUCAAACGUGCCGAUGUUGCACGGCUGGUCGCUCUGUCCGUGUAUGGUGGGGUCUAUGCCGACAUUGAUGUGGAAGCGACGCGGUCACUGGAGCCGUUGCUGCAUGCAGCCGAAGCCACAAAUGCAGCAGUGCUGCUAGGUGAGGAGAACCUCGUUCAUUCCGUUCUUCUGGAGCACAAGGCAGAACCAUUGGUCAGCAAUGCCGUGAUGAUAGGAGCAGCUGGACAUCCUUUCUGGGAGGAAGUUCUUCAAGAGAUCUUCAGCAGAUCUUGGUGCGGAGAAGACCCAGUGCAAUGCACCGGUCCACGGAUCGUUGAUCGAGUGAGCUGGGAGCACUUGAGGCGGAAUCCAGCAUGUCACAAGAGCGGGUGCGUUCUGAGACUUCGCUACGACUACUUUUCUCCCAACAUUGCGCUUUGGAACGCGGGUAACAUGGUCAAAGAAUGCCGACCGCGGGACCGUUACAGUCGCUGGAGCUGGGGGUCAACGAGCAAGGAGAAAGAGCGCAUGGUAACUGAUGCCUGCAGGAGCCUGUCGCGAGCUUUGGAUCGACCAACGGCUCUUCAUAGCAAUCGCACUUUUGCAGUUCACCAUUGGCAAUGUAGCUGGUGCAGAGAAGACGAGGCUUUGAGGAAAAGCGUCUCUCUUGCCGAGAUUGUUUGGGCCGUCAUGAAUGAGUCUCAAGCAGAGGCGCCUUUGCUUGUCACCGCGGCAGAAAAAGAGUGUCAAAGCAAACUUGGGCAGAAACUGACAAAGGAAGCCCUUGGGCCCUUGCAGAGAGUUGCAAAUACACGCUGUGUGCAGGCCGACCUGGAGAAGCCUCUGCUCUUGUACAGUGAGGAUUCAGAUGCAGUUUUCAGCAGCAGGUUGGAGUUUCAAGAACAGCUUCCAAGGCUGAAUGAGCUUUUGACGGCGUACUACAAAAUGUUCCAGUUGGAUGAAGAGCUGUUGGUCUCUGUGAUUUUGGCGCCGUUGUGCCACGAAGCAACUCAUGCCUUUUCUUGUACCACAACCUUCCAGGAGAUUUGCCUCCUGGAGGACUGUAACGAUCGCAAGGAUGCUGCCGCUCUUCAGCCGCCACAAGCCUGGCCUUUCUUACAGGACGGGCUCGUUGGACUCCGGGGACCUGCCGGGAGUUUGGCGUUCAGCUUGGAGGCAGCGGAUGCUCUGGCGGAAGUGCUCCACCGGAGGGCCCCAAUCUCAACCUAUGAGUGCUUUAUGCAGAGUUUGAAGAGUCGAAGUCGGUCACGACAGUCACCCCAUGCACGGCAGCCGAAGGCGGACCCACACGUGGCCAUUGAUGAGGAAGUAGAACUUGAUUUCACAGAGGGCGGCUCUGUGAGCUCUCGGGUACCCAAGGAAGCUGAGCAAGCUGGGUGGUUGCAAGACUUUUUGUCUGAUUCGCCUGGUGUGGUGAAGAGACGGCAACAGAUGUUGCAGGCGCUCCAGGCCUGGGAAGCUCUGUCGCAGAAUCUAACACAGGAGGCCUUCACAGCGCUCGCAGAGGAGAAGCUCGAUGCCUUGACUCUGACAGUGAGAGCAGAGGCACUUCUCCGACUGGGACGCUUGGAAGAGGCUGCCAAGGACUGUGUUCAGGCCUUGAGGAUCUUCCCUGAGAGCAGCAUGACAACGCUAGUCCAGGCUGAGGUGAACCUUCGCUUGGGCUAUCCUGCUGAUUGUUUGGAGGAUUGCAACCACUUGCUCGACUGGAACCCUCGAUGCUCCCAAGCUUCUGCACUUCGUGGAGAGGCACGCUUGAGUUUGGGCCACCUGGACGAGGCCAUCCUGGACUGUGACUGGGCAUUGGCACAUGGACAUCGUUCUGCAGCAGUCCUUGCAGUGCGAGGCAACGCCCAUCGAAAGUUGGGGAACAUCCGAGAGGCGAUCUCGGAUGCCGACGAGGCCCUGCGAGAAUGUCCCAGCUGCUGCGAAGCGCUGCUGCUUCGGGGACAGGCUCAGCUGGAGCUGCGGGAAGCUGGCGCAGCGCUGGCUGACCUCACCAAGGCCAUCGACAUACCUCAUGCUGCAUCCGAGGUGAGGGUGUCGGCGUUGGCAUCGCGUGCGGAUGCUUUUGUUGCCCUCCAGCGAUACGACAAGGCAAUUACAGAUUGCGAUGAGGCUUUAACGAUCUCCAGAAGUCCAUUGGCUCUUGCUAUUCGGGGUGAGGCGCAACUGUUGAGCUGUGAGUACCAGGCUGCCUUGGAGGACUGCAGUGCCGCACUUGCGUUGGAGCCAACGGAUCCGUACACCUUGGCUGUUAGGGCUGAGGCACACCUUUGCCUUGGCCACCGUGAUGAUUCCAUAGGUGAUUGCGAUCAGGCACUUGAGCUCAGUCCAGGCUUGGAAUACGCCGUGCUUUGCUCAGACUACCACAUCCAAUAGAUCAUGUCCAUAUUUAUCCUAUUUAUUCGUACAUGUGGUCCAAAUGCAAACUACAGAUUAUGCCUGCGCAGUCAAUUGCAGAAGGACUGGUUUUCGCAGCAGUCAACAGGGUUCACGAGCACAACCAACCAACUUUUAAGCACCGGAGCAAGCUUUCAAUCUGUAAAACGCAACGGCCAGGGUAGUUGUCCACCCUUGGUGCAGAUGACAUAGUCCUCAGCUGCAAUUGCCGACCCACAAAUGGUUAGCAUUGGUUUCAGCCUGACUGCAACAAUGAAAG
Durusdinium trenchii is the source of this 3559-nucleotide messenger RNA. NCBI's taxonomy places the organism in Eukaryota, Dinophyceae, Suessiales, Symbiodiniaceae. The record is from the annotation of a GenBank genome assembly.